GCUACUACAACACCAAAGACGGAUCCACCUAACUGGCUGACGCUACACCUUGGUCUUUCCGGGUCCUUGCACACUUGGGCCCAACUCCUGCAGAGCAAAGGUCGAGGGGGAUCCGGAAGAAACCCUCUGAACAGUAGAGUUGGAGUUUCACCAUGCUGGCCAGGAUGGUCUUGAUCUGCUGACCUGAGGAUCCCCUGCUUUGCCCUCCCAAAGUGCUUGGAUUACAGGCAUGAGCCACCAUGCCUGGCUAGGACUUGGUCUUAAUUGAAGACAAAGGAGGUCCUAAAGGGGCUUUUUGUCCUAGUGGUCAGCUGGAACAUGGGAGGAACGUUAAAAGUUCCUUAAUCUUUUGUGGUGACACUGUGAGUCACAGCAUUUCCUUUUAAAUGGAAGUGAGAGGCCGUGCGCUGUGGCUCACGCCUAUAAUCCCAGCACUUUGGGAGGCCGAGGCAGAUGGAUCACGAGGUCAAGAGAUCGAGACCAUCCUGGUCAACAUGGUGAAACCCGUCUCUACUAAAAAUAGAAAAAUUAGCUGGGCCUGGUGGCGCGUGCUUGUAGUCCCAGCUACUCGGGAGGCUGAGGCGGGAGAAUUGCCUGAACCCAGGAGGCGGAGGUCGCGGUGAGGUGAGAUCGCGCCAUUGCACUCCAGUCUGGGUAACAACAGCGAUACUCUGUCUCAAAAUAAAUAAAUAAUAUAAAAAAUAAAUGGCAGUGAGAAAACAUCCGGGAAGGGGGCACCCGGAUUUGAACCGGAGACCUCUUGAUCUGCAGUCAAAGGCCUCACCUGGAUUUGAACCAGGGACCUUCUGAUCCACAGUCAAAUGCUCUUCCACUGAGCUAUACCCCCUUCACCUAUCAGGAGCUCCUUUCUGGGCUACUUAUGGUGACUCAAUAGAUCAAGUUCCACUCACUAGAGUUCUGACACGCUGUGUGUUCUAAAGCCCCACCUUCUUAAUUAUCUAUCAUCUGCUUUGGCUUUUCCCUUGGACACUAAUAAACUGAGAGGAAAUACUUGAAAAAUGACAUCCUGGGCUGGACAUGGUGGCUCACGCCUGUAAUCCCAGCACUUUGGGAGGCCGAGGUGAGAUCAGGAGUUCGAGACCAGCCUGUCCCAAUGUGGUGAAACACCAUCUCCCCUAAAACUACAAAAAAAUUAGCUGGGUGUGCUGGCAUGUAUGGAAGUUGAGGUAAGAGAAUCGCUUGAACCCCAGAGGUGGAGGUUGCAGUGAGCCAAGAUUGUACCAGUGCACUCCAGCCUGGCGACAGAGCAAGACUCUGUCUCAAAGAAGAAAGAGGAAAGUUAACAAUCCAGGUAGCUGCUAGUGUUGUCCAGAAGCUUAGCUUUGAUCAUUUCCAUUGGCUCCGAGGUUCUCAUGGCCAAGGGCAGUAGCACUUUGUCACUAACAGCAACUUUAUCUUUCACUAAAAAAGACUCACUGGCUCAAAGAUUAAGCAAGUUGAUCCAGCCUUAUAACACAAGCCAAGCUUCCUUUUUUUUUUUUUUUUUUUUUUUUGUUGAGACGGAGUUUCGCUCUUGUUACCUAGGCCGGAAUGCAAUGAUGCAAUCUCGGCUCACCGCUACCUCCGCCUCCUGGGUUCAGGCAAUUCUCCUGCCUCAGCCUCCCGAGUAGCUGGGAUUACAGGCACACGCCACCCUGCCCAGCUAAAUUUUUUUGUAUUUUUAGUAGAGAUGGGGUUUCACCAUUUUGGCCAGAAUGGUCUUGAACUCCUGGACUCAAGCAAUCUGCUGCCUUGGACUCCCAAAGUGCUGGGAUUACAGUUAUAGGCGUGAGCCACUGCUCCUCGACAGCUUCUAAUUAUUUUUUGUUUGUUUGUUUGUUUGUUUUUAAUUUAAAUCAGUUUUAUUUAAGAAUUUCCAACAUUGACAACUCUUAUAAAAAGCAUUCAAGCACAGGACACAGAACUGCAGCACACAGCAUUCUUAUGGGUAGCUAACAGACAUUAGAACUUCCACCCUUCUUGAGACACCUGAGCUCACUGGUGAACUCUACUUCCAAGUACUCUUGCAAAGCACACCACAAGCUCAGUCCAUGUUCUCUAUCCAUCAGCUUCAGUUCACAUUACCACACUUACAUAUCAGUAACAGAAGAGAACGCACACCAUACAGCAUUCACAGCAGUUGACAAAGGGUAGGGGGAGUACAAGUAUCGUUUCACUUAACACAUUCACUAAUGUGGGUUAUCUAAGAACAAAAACUCACUUAAGUCUUCCAACAUGUGGACGUCCUUUGAAUGCAAAAAACAUUCAUACAGUAUUUGCUAUCAUUGCUCUCUGCACACUCUCACCAAAGCACAGGAUUGAGAGACACAUCUCGCCAAGUUAAAAAAUAUCCAUUAUGCACCACCAAGUCUCUGCACGCGCUCUCUCCUUUUCUCGCUCAUACUAGCCUUUCAUGCCUCGGCACCACCAUCAAUCCCACACGAGGUUUCAAAAGUUCAAACGGCCUUCUGGUUCCAUAUCACAGCCUUGCGUUCAUAGCAUUGAUACGACUCCAUGAAAUAAAGAGUAGCGGAUAUAAAUGGGACACCCACCGUCAAAGACGUGGCCUGUAAUGCGUGAUGACGAAUUCUUGAAUGAGAAAGCAAGUAGACAGAAGUACUCCUAUGGCAGAAUGUUUAAAGCACUACUUUCUUUCUUUUUCGAGACGGAGUUUCACUCUUGUUACCCAGGCUGGAGUGCAAUGGCGCGAUCUCGGCUCACCGCAACCUCUGCCUCCUGGAUUGAGGCAAUUCUCCUGCCUCAGCCUCCUGAGUAGCUGGGAUUACAGGCACGUGCCACCAUGCCCAGCUAAUUUUUUGUAUCUUAUUAGAGAUGGGGUUUCACCAUGUUGACCUGGAUGGUCUCCAUCUCUUGACCUCGUGAGCCACCCACCUCGGCCUCCCAAAGUGCUGGGAUUCCAGGCUUGAGCCGCCGCGCCCAGCCCCUUCCGAUGGUAUUUCAGUGGAUUCAUCGUUCUCCUCUUUGGUUACCCGAAUAUAUUCAGACAUCUUUUACUUUUAUGCUAGGCCGCUGCUGGGAAGCCCGAUAGGGACAGCGAGGCAGCGAGAGACCCAAGCGCAGCCCAGCGAUCGCUUCGCUCCCACAAAAUACGCUUCUAAUUGUUAAAAAAAAAUUUGAUUAGGGCCGGGCGCAGUGGCUAAUGCCUAUAACCCCAGCACUUUGGGAGGCGAGGCGGGUGGAUCACGAGGUCAAGAGAUCGAGACCAUUCUGGUCAACAAGGUGAAACCCUGUCUCUACUAAAAAAUACAAAAAUUAGCUGGGCAUGGUGGUGCAUGCCUGUAGUCCCAGCUACUCGGGAGGCUGAGGCAGGAGGACUGCUUGAACCCAGAAAGCGGAGGUGCGGUGAGCCAAGAUGGUGCCAUUGCACUCCAGUCUGGGUAACAACAGCGAAACUCCAUCUCAAAAGAAAAAAAUUUUUUUUUUUGAUUGAAUGCUAAUUUGGAAGCUAUAUUUGCAUGUUCUACUUCAGACCUACCAUCAUUAGGGAGAGAAUGGAACCUACAAUCGUAAUCUGUAAUUCUUAUCAUGAAUAGGAUGUUUUAGUUACUGUGCAAAAUCUGAGCACUUCUAAGUCCUCUCUUUUUGUUGUAUUUUAAUUUUUCUAUUUUCAGUAGAGAUGGGGUUUCACCAUGUUGGCCAGGUUGGUCUUGAAUGCCUGACCUCUAGUGAUCUGCCCACCCUGGCCUUCCAAAGCGCUGAGAUUACAGGCGUGAGCCACUGCACCUGGCCAGUAUUUGUGGGCAUUUUUGAUAACCAGUCUGUGCCAUUGAUUGUCAUCUCUAGAAGGCUAUAAGCAGACAAUGGGCUAGUCAGCAAGGGGUCUAUCACAGCUCAGUGCUGCUGUCACAAUCACCUGCUCAUUCACUACCUUCCAUUGUCAGCUGGGGAGUAGGGCAAAAUGGAAAACUCUUCAAGGCCACGCACAGUGGCUUAAACCUGUAAUCCCAGUGCUUUGGGAGGCCAAAGUGAGUUCUAGACCAACCUAAGCAACAUGGCAAAACCCCAUGUGUACCUAAACAGAAACCCCCAAACCGCAAAAGCCGGGUGAGGUACUACACACCUGUAAUCCCAGCUACUCAGGAGGCUGAGGUGGGAGGAUUGUUUGAGCCUGGGAGUUAAAGGCUGCCGCUGCAGUGAGCCAAGAUCACAGCCGCUGUACACUAGCCUGGGCGACAGAGUGAGACCUUGUCUACAAGAAAGAAAAAUACUUGGACACGGUGAUAUAUUAAUCUUUAUGACACCAUUGGUAACAAGCAAACUGGCCGAAAUGCUUUAUCAACUUCUUGGCCAAGUUUAACCCCUUUUCAAGCAACCUAGAGCACAUUUUAGGUGCAGUGACUGUUAACCAAGAACAAGCUUCUGCUCUUUCCCCACCGCCACCGAGUCGUGGAGGCAGAGGGUCAGGUUUGUUCAAGAAUCAGCUUCACCCGUAACCUGCUGCCAUGGCCCAGGAAAGCAUGACUGCUGGAGGUGUCAAGGACCUUAAUACUGCUUUACAAGAGGUCCUGAAGGCCCACCUUCAUCCACGAUAGCUUGGCACGUGGAAUUCAAGAAGCUGUCAAAUCUUAGAAAAGCACUGGGCCCAUCCUUGUGUGCUGCCCCCAACUGCGAUGAGCCUGCCUAUGUGGCUGGUGAAGGCCCUUGGUGCUGAACACCAGAUCACCCUAAUUAAAGUUGAUGACAAGAAACUAUGGGAAGGGAUGGGCCACAGUAAAACUGACAGAGGGAAAACCCUGUAAAGUGGUUGUAAUUGUGUAGCGGUGAAGGACCACGGCAAAGGAUGUCAUCAAAGAGUUUGUGCCUUUCUUUGAGACAGUCUGGUUCUGUCACCAGGUGCCAGGCUGGAGUACAGUGGCACGAUCUUGGCUCACUGCAAGCUCCACCUCCCAGGUUCAAGCAAUUCUCCUGCCUCAGCCUCCUGAGUAGUUGGAACUACAGGUGGGCGCCAGCACGCUUAGCUAAUUUUUGUAUUUUAGUAGAAAUGGGAUUUCACUAUCUUGGCCAGAUGGUCUCGAUCUCUUCACCUCGUGGUCUGCCUGCCUUGGCCUCCCAAAGUGCUGGAAUUACAGGCAUGAGCCAUUGUGCCUGGAGUCUCUGUCACCCAGGCUUGAGUACAGUGGCAUGAUCUCAUCUCACUGCAGCCUCCGCCUCCUGGGUUCAAGCAGUUCUCCUGCCACAGCCUCCCAAGUAGCUGGGAUUACAGUGCACCAACCACACCCGGUGAAUUUUUGUAUUUUUAGUAGAGAUGGGGUUUCACCAUGUUGACCAUGAUGGUCUGGAUCUCUUGACCUUGUGAUCCGCUCGCCUCAGCCUCCCAAAGUGCUGGGAUUACAGGCGUGAGCCACGGUGCCCGGCGAAACAUUUUUAUAUAUACACCGACAUAUACCUGAUAGCCAAAUUGCAUUCACAGCUCUCAGACUAACAGAUUUAGAAUUUCCUCAGAGAUUUAAUUUUUUUUUUUUUUUUUUGUAUUCUUAGUAGAGUUGGAGUUUCACCAUGCUGGCCAGGAUGGUCUUGAUCUGCUGACCUGAGGAUCCCCUGCUUUGCCCUCCCAAAGUGCUUGGAUUACAGAUUACAAAGUCAAAGCCAAUUUUCCUUGACACUGGGCUUUCUAAAUCUGACAUUCAAGUCACCAUAAUAGAAACCAGAGCUGCUGGUUUCUAACAUUCUGGAAGGUACCUCAACAAAGGCAUACUAAAGACUGUUUAAAACUUCCAGUAUGUAAGAAGAUCUGCCUUUCCUGCCCACACCUUUGGAUAAUAACAGAAGAAUCCCAGUCAUCUGCCGUUGAAUUUGAGAAGGCCAAGUUCAAGGAUUCCAAACUCCAGCCUUCCAUAUUUCUGCAGAGGCUCAGUGAAGUAACCUCCCCUCCUCUCCUGCUGGCUUCCCCAAGUACAGAUGCAGGUCUUCCUGGGACCAGGCACUGGUGAGUCAAACCAUCUCACCGGUCUCAACACUGGGCUUCUCCAAAGGGCUUUUGGUGGAGGAAGGUUUAAUUUCAGUUUUGGCCAAUCUUCCAUCCUUAGAAAAGUGUUUUUGGUUAAGAAAAGGCAGGGAGGGUUAACUAAGUUCUAAGAAUUCAACAAGAAAAGGAAAUAAGUUUCUUUUAUGAAAAGGACUUCCAGGCUCUCUGAGCCAGUAAUUGAACUGAAAUCACUUUCCUGGGUGUCUCCACACGGAAUAUUCGGCACUUUUCCCCUAGCAGCCAGAGGAUGGGAUCUGUGUACACUGAGUGCCACUUAAAAUGUCCUCAUUAGAUGCAGUAAAAAGCUACUCUUGACUCCCGCAGGUCAAACCCACAUGCCUCUGGGCUGCACCCUGCAGAAUUAGCUGUAGGAAUAGCAGUAAACAUCCUGCCCGAUGGCCAUGAGCAGCCCUGGCAUGCCCCGGGAGCCCGCAGCCGCGAUGAGAAGGCAACACUGGGAAUGUCAGCCUUGGAGGCAGCGUAUGGGGAGGGUAUGGUUCUGAGUAGGUGAGCAUUAUGGGGGCUCCAGAUUCUCGUGUAGCAGUCCUAGCCCACUAGGAAAGAGGGAAGACACAUGGCAGGCUAGUGAGAGAAUGCAAAGGAAACUUAUCAUGUCGAUGUGGCUUCUUGGCCGGGUGCGGUGGCUCAAGCCUUUAAUCCCAGCACUUUGGGAAGCCGAGGUGGGUGAAUUACAAGGUCAAGAAAUCGAGACCAUCCAGGUGAACAUGGUGAAACCCCGUCUCUUCUAAAAAUAUAAAAAAUUAGCUGGGCUGGUGGCACGUGCCUGUAGUCCCAGCUACUCAGGAGGCUGAGGCAGGAGAAUUGCUUUAACCCAGGAGGCGGAGGUUACAGUGAGCCGAGAUUGCACCGUUGCUCUCCAGCCUGGGUAACAAAAGCGAAACUUCAUCUCAAGAAAAAAACAAAAAAAGAACAGCAUGAAUCAUGGGAAGGAAGUAGUGCCUCAUGAAGCCCAGAGCUGCUGCAGAUACUCCCACCAGUAUGACAACCGAGUCUGUACUUGCAAGGUAUGUGAUCGAAUGUCCUAACUGUGGCGUGGUCUAUCGUAGUCGGCAGUACUGGUUUGGAAACCAAGAUCCUGUGGAUACGGUGGUGCGGACAGAGAUUGUUCACGUGUGGCCUGGAACCGACGGGUUUCUGAAGGACAAUAACAACGCUGCCCAGCGCCUGUUGGACGGCAUGAACUUCAUGGCUCAGUCGGUGUCCGAGCUUAGCCUUGGACCCACCAAGGCUGUGACUUCCUGGCUGACAGACCAGAUUGCCCCUGCCUACUGGAGGCCCAACUCCCAGAUUCUGAGCUGCAACAAGUGUGCGACGUCCUUUAAAGAUAACGACACGAAGCAUCACUGCCGAGCCUGUGGGGAGGGCUUCUGUGACAGCUCUUCAUCAAAGACCCGGCCAGUGCCUGAGCGGGGCUGGGGCCCUGCCCCGGUGCGGGUGUGCGACAACUGCUAUGAAGCCAGGAAUAUCCAGUUAGGUCUGGUAAAGGAUGCGGCCAGGCCUGCGUACUGGGUGCCUGACCACGAAAUCCUGCACUGCCACAAUUGCCGGAAGGAGUUCAGCAUCAAGCUGUCCAAGCACCACUGCCGGACCUGCGGACAGGGCUUCUGUGACGAGUGCUCCCAUGACCGCCGGGCUGUCCCUUCUCGUGGCUGGGACCAUCCCGUCCGAGUCUGCUUCAAUUGCAAUAAAAAGCCUGGUGACCUUUAACCCCAGGCCCCUGU
Messenger RNA from Callithrix jacchus (white-tufted-ear marmoset), 7728 nucleotides. Lineage: Eukaryota; Metazoa; Chordata; Mammalia; Primates; Cebidae. The record is from RefSeq and is a predicted model, not a curated record.